UACUAUAUAAUGCCAAAGAUCUCAGUUCUUAACCACCGAACUCCACCACCAAGAAUGGAUCAACAAUUCACCAUUUUCGAUUGUAUGCAUGAUGAAUCCACCGCCGCCGCCACCAUUACCACCACCACCACCUCCUCUCCAUAUUUCUUCUCCAGAGCCGAACCCAGUACAACUGAUCAUAACAAAAUGAAAAGAAUAAACAAGAUUUCCACAAGAAUUAACCAUGGCGAAAGGAAUGAUCACCCCACAUUCCGUGGAGUUCGGAGACGAAGCUGGGGCAAAUGGGUCUCCGAAAUCCGGGAGCCCAGAAAGAAAUCAAGAAUCUGGCUGGGAACCUUCGCCACCGCGGAAAUGGCGGCCCGAGCCCACGACGCUGCCGCCAUUGCAAUCAAAGGCCGCUCUGCUUUCCUCAACUUCCCUGAGCUGGCCCAGCAGCUACCCCGUCCCGCCUCCAACUCCCCGAAAGACGUCCAGGCUGCUGCAACCAAGGCGGCUGAGCUGAUGGUUUCCGCUGCCGAGCACGGCAGCGACAGAAAUGCUCAUAUGUCUCCUAUAUCUUCGACCUGCUCAGCUGAUAAUGACAACAUUGACGAUGCUUUUCUUGGUCUGCCGGAUCUUUUCUUGGGCAUCAGCGGCCACUACCAGCUUGAUGGGUGGUUCUGCACGGCGGCAGCGGGGGCACCGUUGCUGCAGGUGGCUGGUGGUGAAGCGUUUCAUGGUGAAUUCUCGCCGGAAGACUUCGUACCUUGGGAUUGCAGCUGAAUACGUCGGCAUUUCAAUCAGUUACGUUAUUGUUUACAAAUUAGGCAAUUAAAAAAGAAAUCAUAGUUUUAUAGUAAUAGUACCCUUCUUCAGUUAUAUUUACCGCAUUUAAUGCAAUUUAUUCAUGUAAUAUCGUAAAUGAGU
Molecule: messenger RNA, 906 nt
Organism: Sesamum indicum (sesame)
Lineage: Eukaryota; Viridiplantae; Streptophyta; Magnoliopsida; Lamiales; Pedaliaceae
Product: ethylene-responsive transcription factor ERF039
Biological process (GO): regulation of DNA-templated transcription
Molecular function (GO): DNA-binding transcription factor activity; DNA binding
Source: RefSeq, a predicted model, not a curated record